This is a messenger RNA of Pseudoliparis swirei, 4751 nucleotides long. RefSeq names its product M-phase phosphoprotein 9. The transcript is spliced from 24 exons. The record is from RefSeq and is a predicted model, not a curated record. Lineage: Eukaryota; Metazoa; Chordata; Actinopteri; Perciformes; Liparidae. Gene Ontology annotation, cellular component: centriole. Bases 120 to 3890 code for a protein of 1256 amino acids.
AGCUGCAGUGCAGCAGCCAACCAGCAGCCAGCGAGCCGAGCCUCACACGGAAGUAUGGAGGAAACGAAGAUACAAGUCAACGGCUGCCAGACUGACCCCCUCUGCAUGGGCCCAUAAACAUGUCCACAGAUGACAGUAUCUCUGAGGAUGUGUCCAGCUCGGGGGCUUUGAGCCAUUGCCAUGUCAGUCCUGACGGGGAUGGGGGUAAGGAGAGCGAGACCUCUCUGCUGUCCUCUGAGGGGACAUCGGCCUCGGGGCCGGCUGUCUCGGAGGACAGACGCACAACCUCCCAAACAGCAGGAGGCGCUGUGGCGAGCAGGCCCGUGGACAUCACACCAGCACGCCACAAGAUCAGGAGUCUGUGUCUGAGCACAGAUGAAGCAUUCAACCAAGGGAAGAUCCUCCCAUUCAUCAACCCCAGCUCCCUUGAGACCUUCAGAGCUUUGGUGGAGGAGAUCCAGAGCAGCGGAGAGACUGACCCUGAGAUCUGGAAGGAUUGCGAGGGUCGAUGGUUGCAUCUGUUUCAGCUGGUUGAGAAGCAAUACCAAGAGCAAAUUCUCGCUCAGCAAGAACAAUACCAGUGCCAAAUACAGUUGAUUCAGGAUGAAAUUAAAGCCCUGGUUCAGCUCCAGAACCGCCAUGCCAGCGUCCAUCCGCACACAGACUUCUCUCCAACUUUGGUGAUCAAAACUGACCCGAACACAAAGGACUAUAUUUUCCCCCUCAUCUCCAGCCACUGCUGGGUCCCAGUGGCCAGUGACAAUGUCAGUCUGGCCGCCCCUGCCCUCAUCCCAUUUAGCUCCCCAUAUCCUCCGACCCGGAGACCGGAAACCAGAGACCAGAGGGAGGAGCGGACCGCCACGGUGCUCAGCAGCGGGUACGGGACUCUGUCUGCUUGGGAAACGGGUCCGGAACCGGCUGGGUCUCCGGGGGAGGAUGAGGAUGGUUUUCAAGGGAGGGAGAAGCAUCACUGGUCCCCUCAUCUCCGGGAAGACGCAGAGACAAAUGUGAUUCAGGGUCAACAGGAUAUUUUGCAUGUGAGGAAUAUCGGAGUGGAUGAAAUGAACCCAUUAAACUACCAGCAGAGAACCUUUGGCACCAGCCCGUUAGUGACCUCCUGGGCCCAGAGGAAGAAACUCCGGCCCAAGAAGAGCAAAGCGGGACGAGCUUCAUCCCAAAUCCCAGAGUACGAGGAGCCGCUAUUCGGCGUCAGAGAAUCCCACAAGCAAAUCCCGCCGGACGGCGCAGACCUUCAAGACCAGCAGCGACCGUCCGGGCCGCCGUCGAUCUCUUUCCCCCUGAGGAGGAGUGACAGCAUGAUGUCUGAGGCAUCAGGCCUCACCUAUUGGCGUCUGACUGAGAGUGAACUGUAUCACCCGCUACCGGACAGCUUCGACAGCGGCGCUUACCACCUUCUGCAAGAGGCAUCCUUGAGUCUUACUCCGUCUCAGGAGCCUCGUGCGUCUCUCAGAGAGAUCUAUCAGAACAAGCAACGAACAGACUGUAAGCACUCCGACUGGGGAGGCUCCGUUACCUCCAGUCCUUCGUCUCCACAGGUGUUGACCUGGGACCCGGCAGCGAACCAGCGGCAGUCAGAUCGAACCUCCGGCUUCACUUCGCCCUCUCGCUUCAGCAGCCCAUCGUUCGCCGCUCAACCCCACCCUUACCCCAGAGUGGGGACCCCUGUGACCCCCGACAGCAUGGCGGAGUGCAGUCCCAACCCCGGAGAUACGGACUGCAUCUCUAACACCUCCAGUGCUUCGGCCGCCGGACCUUCCCCUUCUAACGAGCGAAGCUUGUGGGGAAACGCGUCCCGGGCCGCCCCGUUUACCCUCCAUGGUAAGAACCAGUCUUACUCCCACACAUCCAGCCAGCAACGCGGAGCCAGCGGCCCCUUAGCCAGUGAGGAGGAGGGCAGUCACACCCACACCAGCACCCUGAAGCCGUGUUCAGCCUCUGCUGCGUCUCCGCGGCCUGAAGCCAGUGCACACACGCAGAGGGCUUCAUCACUGGAGGAUCCUGUCGUCCUGUCUCUACUGAGGCAGAACCUGAGGGAGAAGCACUCCCGACACGUGGCGGACCUGAAAGCGUAUUACGAGUCUGAGAUUCAAAGCCUGCGAGACAAACUGAACCUCAGAGAUCUGCCCCGGGAUUUGGAGAAGAGCAACCAUGUCAUCACAGAGAGGUGCAAGCACCUGGAGAAAGCUCUCGCCGGGGCCUCGGCUCGCAUUCAAGAACUGGAGGAAACAAACUGCUUGUUGGAGAAAGAACUGGUAGAAUGGCCGGACCGGUACGCCGUGGCCGGCGCCGCCGUGAAAACCUUGCAGCAGCGACUCGAAGAAAGCAAGCGCUCGGGCAAAGAGAAGGACGCCCUGGCGGCGGGUUUGAAGAGCCGCGUUCGGCAGCUGGAGGAGGAGCUGCAGAAAACCUGCAGGGAGGCGGACGAGAGGGAGGCGAGGAGGGACGGAGAGGACAAGACGCUGCAGGAUCUGCUCGGACAAUAUGACUCUCUGGCGAAGGAGCACGAGGGACUAAAGAACAACCUGCUGUCAACCGAGAACAAGCUCUACGAUGCCACCGAUCAGAUAUCAGAACUGAAGAGAUUAAUCUCCAAACUGGAGUCUCAGGUGAAGCAGCUGGAGCACGAGAACCAGGCCAGGGCUCGUUAUUCUUCCCACAGUAACACACAACCGUCCGGGGCCGGUCUCUUCCACCAUCCUGACCUGCUGAUGUCACCCAGCAAAUGCACCGCAGAGCCGGACGUCACCCGCAGGAAGUCGCCCUCUGACCAGCUGAACGGCGGCAGGAAAUCCCCGUUCCUUCAAACUAACCUAUCGAGUAUCCACCGGAAGUCAAAGUAUUCCAAAAAUGAUCAAUCGCCAGUACCUGGAAGCUCAGUGGACUCCUCUCCAGCUGGGGGGAGCUGGAGGUGUCCGUCUCCCCCGGAGUGCGAACAAGCGGCGCCUCAGCAGCGGCACCAGGAGCAGAGCCAGCGGGAGGCGGCUCGCAGGGACGGCUCCUGCUCCCUGACGCCCGUGAUGAGGGCCCUGAUACAGCUGGAGGAGACCAAAGCCACGGAGAGCCGGGCCCCCUGGGUCGGCAAUCAGAGGACCGCCGUCGGGAGACACAAAGAGGCGAUUCAGGAGCGAGGCGGGCUUCAGGCGGACCGGGAGGCGGGGAAACCUGCAGGAGUGGAGCGAGGAGGAAGAGGAAGAGGAGGCGCAGCAAAAAGAGCUGCUCUGCUGAGAGCUCAGAGGAGUCUGUCUCCGGAGGACCACCGGUCCUCGUCACUGCCUCCAGAACAUCGUAGCAAACCCUCGACCACGCCCACAAAGAGAGAAACUUUACUCAUGCCCAUGUCUGGUUGGUCCAGCCCCAAACGCUGCCCCACGGAGAACUACUCCACGGCUUUUGGGCACCUGAUGCCAAGAGAGGAACACCUGCACACGAGGAGCGAUGGACAAGUGGACCGGAGACGCCAUUCAUUGCACAGCAGCGGCCCCAGGAAGAGGCUCCAGUUCACGUCAGCAGACGGGGAAGACGGCGUGAACCCCCCGGAGGGAAACUCCCAGCUGGGCUGGGAGGAUCAAGGAGUCCGUGCCAGAUCCGACCCGCAAGACUCCUGCGAGCACUCGGCUCCGCUUCUCCCGGAGUCUGGACUCCACUCGCCGGCUGAGGCCGAGAUACUGUUUGACGAGCUGACGCAGGAGAAACUGCAGAUUGAGGCAGCUCUGAGCCGGAUACCCGGAGCAGGUGGGAGAGCGACUCUGCAGACCAGGCUAGAUGAGGUGGCCUUGGAGGACCGUCUGGAGAGACUGAAUCGUGAGCUGGGAUCCAUCCGCAUGACCCUGAAGAGAUUCCACGUCCUUCGCUCUUCUGCCAACACAUAGCAAUGUCCGUCUUUUUUCAUCAAGGCGUCGAUGAAGCUACAACUUAGUGUCUUGGGUUUUAUACACUGAUCCACCGAUUGUCUCCGUGUGCCAUGAGUUCAUUUGUACAGUAACUCCUCCACGACAUCUUUUUAUACGUACUGCUCUGGGAUAUUUUCUUAUGUGUCUGAAAGAUAUUGCAAUUUUUUGGAGCAUAUAUUUUUUUGUAAUGCACAGAUUUGUAAAAGUCGUUUACUUUUUUUAGUCAGAGAAAUAUUUAUAUGAUAUGUUUUACUUCGCCAUAUUCAGGUGUAUAUAUUUUUUAUUUUUUAAAUCUGCUAUGUGAUUGAUCAAAAAGGUUUUCCAGCAGAGACAUUCAUCCACUUUGGAAACAUCACUGCCAUUUUUGUUCAUUUGUUUCUGGAAUUUUUUUAUUUUUUACAUCAAAUAUUUAUUUUAUGUUUCUGAAUGUAUUUUACAGAGUUUUUUCUAUUUGUUUUUGGACCAACUUUAUCAAACUUGAAGAAAAUAUUUUGUGUACUUGAAUAAAUCUCAUUUUUUCUUUGUUUAAGUUUCAUUACUACCUGUCAGUUUCUUUUUUGUGUGUUUCAUAUCCAGCCGGUGUAAUGGCGAUCCGGAUUAAAUUCACUUGUAACAUCCAAACCAGCACACGUUUUCAGUAAACACACGCACACACACACAAACACACAUGCACAAACUUUCCUCAGUUGUUUGUUUCUCCUCUAGUGAUGCUUGUGCAUGGAAUUUCAUGCACUGCUUCCUUUUGCCAUGCUAUAUUUUUUUUAUAACAUACAUGAACUUCACUGAAACUAAUAAUGUUGUUGUUGUUGCACAAUAAAUUUGACUUUUUAAAAAUAUUAA